This is a messenger RNA of Salmo salar (Atlantic salmon), 7527 nucleotides long. Its product is annotated as lysyl oxidase homolog 3B. Gene Ontology annotation, biological process: peptidyl-lysine oxidation; collagen fibril organization. Gene Ontology annotation, molecular function: protein-lysine 6-oxidase activity; copper ion binding. Lineage: Eukaryota; Metazoa; Chordata; Actinopteri; Salmoniformes; Salmonidae. Gene Ontology annotation, cellular component: membrane. The record is from RefSeq and is a predicted model, not a curated record.
CUUUUUAAAGUCGUGCAACAAGUCGACGAGUCAUCUCCAGCUCUCCGUCCUCUCUCCCUCCUCUCUCCCUCCCCUCUGCCUCCUCUCUGCCUCUGCUGAGGGCUGUACAGCUGGCAAUUUACAGACAGAAGGGAUGAAAGUCAAUUGGCGAGGAGGUCCAAGCCCCGCAAACCGAACGCUUCUAUAAAGUGCAUAAAUCAAGACGAAACCAUUUUUUUUUCUCACCUCAAUUUUUAAUUUUGUCAACAUUAGGUAUAGAAGAGUCUAUCCCUGGAACCAUCUAAAAGCGUUAUAAACUUUCGAGGCUGGACACGUUGUAACCGGUCGGAAAGAUGAAGACCUCAAGAUGGUGGCAGCAAUGUUCAGUCAUCAGCUUCCUGUUAGCUGUGUGGCUUCCUGCCUGGAUCAUGGCCCAGACAACGCGCCCUACCCAGGGCACCACCUCCCCCAAACCCCAGAACGACCGGCUGCAGUUUCGUCUGGUGGGGUACCCCCGGAAGCACAACGAGGGGCGCAUCGAGGUCUUCUACAAGGGAGAGUGGGGGACCAUCUGUGACGACGACUUCUCUCUGUCCAACGCCAACGUCCUCUGUCGCCAGCUGGGCUUCGUCUCCGCUACGGGGUGGACACAUAGUGCCAAGUACGGCAAGGGACUAGGGAAGAUCUGGCUGGAUAAUGUUCAGUGUAACGGAGGGGAGAAGAGCAUUGAGCUGUGUAAAUCUCGAGGUUGGGGCAACAGUGACUGCACACACGAUGAGGACGCUGGAGUCGUCUGCAAGGACGAGAGGCUUCCUGGUUUUGUCGACUCCAACAUCAUCGACGCACAGGUGGACGAGAACAAGGUGGAGAAGGUGCGUCUGCGUCCGCUGGUGACCACCAAGAAGAUGCCCGUCACCGAGGGUGUGGUAGAGAUUAAGUACAAGAACGGCUGGGUCCAGAUCUGUGAUGUGGGGUGGACCACCAAAAACACCCGGGUCAUCUGUGGUAUGCUGGGGUUCCCUCACGAGAAAAAAGUCAACAAGAACUUCUACAAACUGAACACAGAGCGUCAGCAGCACCAGUACCGCUUACACUCUGUGGCAUGUGUUGGCACUGAGGUCCACCUGGCAGCCUGCCCCCUGGAGUUCAACAAGGGUAAUACCACAGGUUCCUGUAAGGGCGGCAUGCCAGCCGUGGUCAGCUGUGUACCUGGACCACAGUACGAACACAACAACGGACUGAAGAAGAAACUGAAAACCACGAGCACGGUGAGGCUGAAGGGAGGUGCCAAGCUGGGUGAGGGCAGAGUGGAGGUACUAAAGAACAAUGAGUGGGGCACGGUGUGUGACGACCGAUGGACCCUGCUGUCAGCCAGCGUGGUGUGCAGGGAGCUGGGCUUCGGAUCCGCCAAGGAGGCCCUGACUGGAGCUCGCAUGGGACAAGGGAUGGGUCCUAUCCACAUGAAUGAGGUCCAGUGUCUGGGGACGGAGAAGUCGAUGUGGAAGUGUGGCUUUAAGAACAUUACCUCAGAGGACUGCCAGCAUGUAGAAGACGCCGCUGUGAGGUGCAACACUCCAUACAUGGACCUCGAGAACUCGAUCCGCCUGACAGGGGGGCGUACGCGGUAUGAGGGGCGGGUGGAGGUGUUGAGCACGAAGGCUAGCGGGACCAAGAGCUGGGGGCUGAUCUGUGGAGGGGCCUGGGGCACCAAGGAGGCCAUGGUAGUCUGCAGACAGCUGGGGCUAGGCUACGCUAACCACGGCCUGCAAGUUCGUAUCGUGGGAGGCAGGACGUACUAUGAGGGCCGUGUGGAGGUUCAGGUGGGGGCGCGGUGGGGCACGGUGUGCUCUGCUGGCUGGACCACUAAAGAGGCCAUGGUAGUCUGCAGACAGCUAGGCCUGGGGUACUCCAUGCAUGCCAUCACUGAAACAUGGUACUGGGACAGUAGUAACGUGACAGAGAUGGUAAUGAGUGGAGUGAAGUGUACAGGAAACGAGAUGUCUCUGAGCCACUGCCAGCAUCACAGGACUGUCAGCUGUCAGAAGACUGAUGCCAAGUUCUCUGCUGGGGUGAUCUGCUCAGAGACGGCGUCUGACCUGGUCCUGAAUGCUCCCCUGGUCCAGCAGUCCGUGUACAUUGAGGACCGUCCGCUCCACAUGUUGUACUGCGCGGCAGAGGAGAACUGUCUGUCUAAGUCUGCUGCUAGCGCUAACUGGCCCUACGGACACCGACGCCUGCUGCGGUUCUCCUCUCAGAUCCACAACAUCGGACGGGCCGACUUCAGGCCCAAGGCUGGACGCCACUCCUGGGUCUGGCACGCCUGUCACGGCCACUACCACAGCAUGGAUAUCUUCACCCACUAUGACCUGCUGUCAUCCAACGGGACCAAGGUGGCUGAGGGACACAAGGCCUCCUUCUGUCUGGAGGACACAGAGUGUCACGAAGGUAUCUCUAAGAGGUAUGAGUGUGCUAACUUCGGAGAACAGGGCAUCACCGUGGGGUGUUGGGACCUAUAUCGCCAUGACAUCGACUGCCAGUGGAUCGACAUCACCGACAUCAAACCAGGAAACUACAUCCUACAGAUUGUGAUCAAUCCAAACUUUGAAGUGGCAGAGAGUGACUUCACCAAUAACGCCAUGAAAUGCAACUGCAAAUACGACGGCCACCGGAUCUGGCUUCACAAUUGUCAUAUGGGUGAUGCCUUCAGUGAGGAGGCAGAGAGGAGGUUUGAGAAAUACCCAGGGCAGUUCAACAAUCAGAUCUCAUAAACCUCCAAGCAACACACCAAUCUGUUCCAGACCCAUGUACAAACCAAAGAGGAGGGCUGAUGUCUUUCACCAUGUUCAACAAUGGGACAACCAAUCACCCUUCAUCACCUAGCUACCUAUCAGAACCAACCAUUCAUCAUCACAUCACAAAGCAACGAACCAAUCACAAGCCUAAAUUCAACAAGGCAGCAGUCUGAUCUGAAGGAUCCAUGCCAAAGUCAUGUUGUAUUGUGAAUGUGUUGGUCUGAGUUAGUAUUAUUAUUAUAUUAUACUGGAAUACUCAGUGCUUUGUUUUCAAAACAAACUUACUUUAGAUUUUUUUUGUUCAAAUGUGAGUAUAUUAUGUUACAUUGCGUGACAGAAGAACAAUUCAUAAGCUUUCAUACAACUACUCUUAAUGUAUGAUUUAUUGAUAUGCAACCUUUUUCAUGAAUGUUUUGUUUAAGUUACGAAUGAAGUGUUAUUUUUUAUAGCCAGUCUCCAGGAGUAGACCUCAUUCUUCUAACAGCAUGAGGCAUCAGUCAGAGAACCAUUCUACUGACUCUCCUCGUAGACUUAGAUAGACAGCUCUAGUGCCCUAAAGCCUACAUUAGCACAGCAGCACCAAUGAGGACUUUCACCAUACUGAAGUAGUCAACUGGGUGGGACUUCCUAUUGAUUUAGGAAGGAUCACAUGAUUCCGUCCGGGUCAUCAGGAGGGAUCAGCCAAUGAAUUAUACUCCUGAGUAAACAUUCCAUAAAUGCAGGUGACAGUAAAUCAACAACCUUGUAUUUAUACCUGUUCAGACAUCACCCUCCAGGGGGCAGUAAAUCACCAACCUUGGCUUUAUACCUGUUCAGACAACCCCCUCCGGGGGGCAGUAAAUCACCAACCUUGUCUUUAUACCUGUUCAGACAUCACCCUCCAGGGGGCAGUAAAUCACUGACCUUGUCUUUAUACCUGUUCACACAACACCCUCCAGGGGGCAGGAUUCCAUGUUUGUUAACCGACUCAUAGAAGUAAUAGAGAAUGUCCUCAAUGGUGCCGCCCAUGCUGUCACAAAAGCUAUUAUGGCUCAGAUGUAAAGACACCUCCUUAAUCAACCUCCAUGAUCUCCAUGCAGUUCUACUAUAGAGCAUAGUGAGGAUCUGAUUCUUGAGUGUUAAACCAUCCACCCCUAGUUAAACCAUCCACCCCUAGUCAAGUGUUAAACCAUCCACCACUAGUUAAACCAUCCACCCCUAGUCGAGUGUUAAACCAUCCACCCCUAGUCGAGUGUUAAACCAUCCACCCCUAGUCAAGUGUUAAACCAUCCACCCCUAGUUAAACCAUCCACCCCUAGUCAAGUGUUAAACCAUCCACCCCUAGUUAAACCAUCCACCCCUAGUCGAGUGUUAAACCAUCCACCCCUAGUUAAACCAUCCACCCCUAGUCGAGUGUUAAACCAUCCACCCCUAGUUAAACCAUCCACCCCUAGUCAAGUGUUAAACCAUCCACCCCUAGUUAAACCAUCCACCCCUAGUCAAGUGUUAAACCAUCCACCACUAGUUAAACCAUCCACCCCUAGUCGAGUGUUAAACCAUCCACCCCUAGUCGAGUGUUAAACCAUCCACCCCUAGUCAAGUGUUAAUCCAUCCACCCCUAGUCGAGUGUUAAUCCAUCCACCCCUAGUCGAGAUUUAAACUAUCCAUCCCUAGUCUAGUGUUAAACCAUCCACCCCUAGUUAAACCAGUCGAGUGUUAAACCAUCCACCCCUAGUCGAGUGUUAAACCAUCCACCCCUAGUCGAGUGUUAAACCCUCCCCCCCAUUCGAGUGUUAAACCAUCCCCCCCUAGUCGAGUGUUAAACCAUCCCCCCCUAGUCGAAGUGUUAAACCAUCCACCCCUAGUCGAGUGUUAAACCCUCCCCCUAGUCGAGUGUUAAACCAUCCCCCCUAGUCGAGUGUUAAACCAUCCCCCCCUAGUCGAGUGUUAAACCAUCCACCCCUAGUCGAGUGUUAAACCAUCCACCCCUAGUCGAGUGUUAAACCAUCCACCCCUAGUUAAACCAUCCACCCCUAGUCGAGUGUUAAACCAUCCACCCCUAGUCGAGUGUUAAACCAUCCACCCCUAGUCGAGUGUUAAACCAUCCACCCCUAGUUAAACCAUCCACCCCUAGUCGAGUGUUAAACCAUCCCCCCUAGUCGAGUGUUAAACCAUCCACCCCUAGUUAAACCAUCCACCCCUAGUCGAGUGUUAAACCAUCCCCCCCUAGUCGAGUGUUAAACCAUCCACCCCUAGUCGAGUGUUAAACCAUCCACCCCUAGUUAAACCAUCCCCCCUAGUCGAGUGUUAAACCAUCCACCCCUAGUCGAGUGUUAAACCAUCCCCCCCUAGUCGAUGUUAAACCAUCCACCCCUAGUUAAACCAUCCACCCCUAGUCGAGUGUUAAACCAUCCACCCCUAGUCGAGUGUUAAACCCUCCCCCUAGUCGAGUGUUAAACCAUCCACCCCUAGUUAAACCAUCCACCCCUAGUCGAGUGUUAAACCAUCCACCCCUAGUUAAACCAUCCACCCCUAGUUAAACCAUCCACCCCUAGUCGAGUGUUAAACCAUCCACCCCUAGUUAAACCAUCCACCCCUAGUUAAACCCUCCCCCCCUAGUCGAGUGUUAAACCAUCCCCCCUAGUCGAAAGUGUUAAACCAUCCACCCCUAGUCGAGUGUUAAACCAUCCACCCCUAGUUAAACCAUCCACCCCUAGUCGAGUGUUAAACCAUCCACCACUAGUCGAGUGUUAAACCAUCCCCCCCUAGUCGAGUGUUAAACCAUCCCCCCCUAGUCGAGUGUUAAACCAUCCACCCCUAGUCGAGUGUUAAACCAUCCACCCCUAGUCGAGUGUUAAACCCUCCCCCCCUAGUCGAGUGUUAAACCAUCCACCCCUAGUUAAACCAUCCACCCCUAGUCGAGUGUUAAACCAUCCACCCCUAGUUAAACCAUCCACCCCUAGUCGAGUGUUAAACCAUCCCCCCUAGUCGAGUGUUAAACCAUCCACCCCUAGUCGAGUGUUAAACCCUCCCCCCUAGUCGAGUGUUAAACCAUCCACCCCUAGUUAAACCAUCCCCCCCUAGUCGAGUGUUAAACCAUCCACCCCUAGUCGAGUGUUAAUCCAUCCACCCCUAGUCGAGUGUUAAUCCAUCCACCCCUAGUCGAGAUUUAAACUAUCCAUCCCUAGUCGAGUGUUAAACCAUCUAUCCCUAGUCUAGUGUUAAACCAUCCACCCCUAGUUAAACCAGUCGAGUGUUAAACCAUCCACCCCUAGUCGAGUGUUAAACCAUCCACCCCUAGUUAAACCCUCCCCCUAGUCGAGUGUUAAACCCUCCCCCCUAGUCGAGUGUUAAACCAUCCCCCCCUAGUCGAGUGUUAAACCAUCCACCCCUAGUUAAACCCUCCCCCCUAGUCGAGUGUUAAACCAUCCACCCCUAGUCGAGUGUUAAACCCUCCCCCCUAGUCGAGUGUUAAACCCUCCCCCCAGUCGAGUGUUAAACCAUCCCCCCCAGUCGAGUGUUAAACCAUCCACCCCUAGUCGAGUGUUAAACCAUCCACCCCUAGUCGAGUGUUAAACCCUCCCCCCCUAGUCGAGUGUUAAACCAUCCACCCCUAGUUAAACCAUCCACCCCUAGUCGAGUGUUAAACCAUCCACCCCUAGUUAAACCAUCCACCCCUAGUCGAGUGUUAAACCAUCCACCCCUAGUCGAGUGUUAAACCAUCCACCCCUAGUUAAACCAUCCACCCCUAGUCGAGUGUUAAACCAUCCACCCCAGUCAGUUUGUCAUUGUGCCUGAUUGUACCAUCAGGUGUUUUAACACGGUGCUCACCUAGUGGUCUCGUGUGAUUUCAGCUUGUUUUGGAUCUCCGGUGAGGAUAUAGUUUGGAUUUGCUUUUACGCAAAGGUGACGAUUCCGACUUAGGAAUGAACACCUUCCUACACACGCCCUUUCCUACGCACUUCUCAGUAUUUGGUAUUCAGACUUCGCUUAUUCAGUCUCGUAAUGCGCUCUGAAUAAAUGUCUUUCAACCGCUGAAAACCCUCCCACUUGCUGGCCAACAGAUUCUCUCAUGGAGUGUUAAUUCAAUAGGGUCUUCAGUACAUUUUAUCUGAAGCCAUCCCUUUAAAUAUCUGAAGCCAUCCCUUUAAAUACGGUGUACCUUUUAAUUUUGUUGACAGACUAGAUUACAUGGAGAGAACAGGUUCUGGGAUCAAUAUAAAAAAAAAUAUAUAUAUAUAUAUAUUGAUGGUUUUCUCUCGUGUAAAAGGUGGUGGGAUUACGAGGGAAAAUUAUGUCAAGGUUAGAAUACAUCUCAUGUCUUAAAUCUCCAACCCAAACGAAUAGCGUGCUAUUCUCAUGCUGUAGUUCAAGGUCAGAAUACACAGACAGGAUGCUAUGCUCAUGCUAUAGUUCAAGGUCAGAAUACACAGACAGGAUGCUAUGCUCAUGCUGUAGUUCAAGGUCAGAAUACACAGACAGGAUGCUAUGCUUAUGCUGUAGUUCAAGGUCAGAAUACACAGACAGGAUGCUAUGCUCAUGCUGUAGUUCAAGGUCAGAAUACACAGACAGCGUGCAUAAAACGGGAAUAACGUUCCAUUUACGAGCUCUUCCCUCGGGUCGGAAUCGGCCUGAUACAGCACAGACCAGAAAGUGAAUAAUAUUUGUGAAUGUAUUUAUUGUCCAGUGUUUCCAGGUGCUCUAAAGGAUUAUUAUGCCAGACUGAGAUAAGGGAUAUUCAUUAGGCUAUUAUACAUUAAACAACAGACUGACUGAC